Messenger RNA from Penicillium odoratum, 432 nucleotides. RefSeq lists its product as uncharacterized. The transcript is spliced from 2 exons. The record is from RefSeq and is a predicted model, not a curated record. NCBI's taxonomy places the organism in Eukaryota, Fungi, Ascomycota, Eurotiomycetes, Eurotiales, Aspergillaceae. Bases 1 to 432 code for a protein of 143 amino acids.
AUGGCCCAACCUAUCCCCGUAGUCCUGUGCGGCAGAACCGAAAAGAUCGGCACUGCCGUUAUCGCGGCCCUCAAACCCGAGUUCGAAGUCAUUCACUUCAUCAUGACUCCCGAGGCUGGACUUGUCCAGAUUCCGGCUCUGUUGCGGGGAGAAGCCGAUGUGCCAUCCGACAGUGAACUAGGCUCCAAGAGUUAUGAACGCGGGGUGGGUGCCAUUAUUUUGGGGGCCGGAUAUGAAGAUGAGGACAUCCAGCGGCUACGUGAGGCGGCUGGAACCCUCUCCACUGUACCUUGGCUGCGACCCGAUACCACCAAGCCUGCGCCACCUUUGGGCCCGGCCUAUGGUCAAGCAUUGGUUGAGAGGAUCAAGGAGACUGUGAACGAGUUGCAGGCAAGCGCAAAAUUGGCCAAGGACGCAGUCGUGUGGUAUUAG